AUGAGUGCUGCUGGCUACAGGCUGUGUGUUUCCUCAUCUCAGUAGCAGUUCCUCAGUUAGACCUGAUCAAACAGACUACAGAGAGGAGCACAACAGAACCAGUUUGUCUCUAAUACCUGAUCUAACAAACUACAGAGAUGUGCAUAACAGAACAGCACAGAACAGAUCAGCUCCUCUGAAAAGCACCAUCACUGGAGAGAGAGAGUUAGCUCUGGAGGAAGAUCUGUUGAUACAGAACCCUGGACUGAUACCUUCACCUAGCUCUGGAGGAAGAUCUGUUGAUACAGAACUCUGGUGACUGAUACCUUCACCUAGCUCUGGAGGAAGAUCUGUUGAUACAGAACCCUGGACUGAUACCUUCACCUAGCUCUGGAGGAAGAUAUGUUGAUACAGAACCCUGGUGACUGAUACCUUCACCUAGCUCUGGAGGAAGAUCUGUUGAUACAAAACCCUGGACUGAUACCUUCACCAAGCUCUGGAGGAAGAUCUGUUGAUACAGAACCCUGGUGACUGAUAUCUUCACCAAGCUCUGGAGGAAGAUCUGUUGAUACAGAACCAUGGACUGAUACCUUCACCAAGCUCUGGAGGAAGAUCUGUUGAUACAGAACCCUGGUGACUGAUAUCUUCACCAAGCUCUGGAGGAAGAUCUGUUGAUACAGAACCAUGGACUGAUACCUUCACCAAGCUCUGGAGGAAGAUCUGUUGAUACAGAACCCUGGUGACUGAUACCUUCACCUAGCUCUGGAGGAAGAUCUGUUGAUACAGAACCCUGGACUGAUACCUUCACCUAGCUCUGGAGGAAGAUCUGUUGAUACAGAACCCUGGACUGAUACCUUCACCUAGCUCUGGAGGAAGAUCUGUUGAUACAGAACCCUGGACUGAUACCUUCACCUAGCUCUGGAGGAAGAUCUGUUGAUACAGAACCCUGGACUGAUACCUUCACCUAGCUCUGGAGGAAGAUCUGUUGAUACAGAACCCUGGACUGAUACCUUCACCUAGCUCUGGAGGAAGAUCUGUUGAUACAGAACCCUGGACUGAUACCUUCACCUAGCUCUGGAGGAAGAUCUGUUGAUACAGAACCCUGGUGACUGAUACCUUCACCUAGCUCUGGAGGAAGAUCUGUUGAUAUAGAACCCUGACUCUGUUCUGCUGAGCGUCUAUAGGACCUGGAAUGUGAACCGAGGCAGAAGACAGAGACAGUAACAGCAACAAGAACAGAGGGAUAACUAUAAUAGAACUGCAGCCCAGAGAACCUCAGUGGAUAGGUAAUUAAACAACAGACCUUGUGUCAGAACAUUGGCAGUGCUGUUACCAUGGAGACUGGCAAGCGAGGCUUGGUGAAUGUGAUAGCGCCUGGCAGCAGCUCCGUGUCAGAGCAGAGAGAGAACAGCAUCAACAACAGCAUGCCACUCCGGGCUCCUCUAACCACCUUGUUCCUCCACACAGUGCCAGGCCUUUCUUCACACCCCCAAGCACAGCCAGCUGCCUCCUUGGACUCCACGACCCUUCGUCUGUCCAUCCCUCAGCAGUGCUCCACAGACUCCCUACCCUUCCUGACUCUCCACCUACCAGCCAGGCUGCAACUGCACCAGCAGGCCCCACAAUCAGGCCUGGGGGCGCAUGUGUCCCUGAGGGCCUCUGUGUCUGCAGCCAGACCCUCUAGGUCCGCUGGGAAGCACCUGUGUCCUCACUGCGGCCGGGACUGCAUGAAGCCCAGUGUCCUGGAGAAACACCUGCGCUGCCACACCGGGGAGCGGCCCUACCCCUGCACCACCUGCGGCAUCUCCUUCAAGACCCAGAGCAACCUCUACAAGCACCGUCGCACACAGGCCCACGCACGCCUCAGCUCCGGGUCAGGUCAGAGGUCGCUCGGAUCUCUGGGCAGUUUACAAGGUCACUCCUCCCUGAGCAGCAUGGACACUCUGCAGGGACACCAAGCCAGUCUGCAAGGUCACUCAUCCCUGGGAUCGAUGGACAGUCUGGGCAGUCUACAGGGCCAUUCCUCAGUGAGCAGCUUGGACAGUCUACAGGGCUAUUCCUCCCUGGGCAGUCAGGACAGUCUGCAGGGACACCGUCUGCAAGGUCACCAGGACAGUCUAUUAAGUUUACAGGGUUCCAGGGAUACCCUCACCUCCAGCCCCUCUCUAGAUACCCUCAGCCAGGACCCAGGUAGUCUGGAGAAUGGCAGCUCUCUGUCUGCUACCACCACCCUCUCCCCCAGCCCUGGCCAGAGGAGUGGGACAGAAACAGGUAGAGACACAGGCUGGGCCCUGCAGCAGGCUGGGUUAGAGGGUCUCCUCCUGGCUGCUGGGGGGAGCCAGAGUAUAGAGUUAUCCAAGAGGAGGAGAGAAGCGGAGGAUACGAGGGAUGAACUGAGAGAGAGCAGGAAGGAUAAAGAUAGAGAGAAGUCAGUGUUGACCCUGUCCCGCCACCUCCCGCUGCGGAGACAGCAGGCUGCCAUCUUGUCUCAGUGGGAGGGUUCUCUGGCUAGGGGGAUGGCCCAGAACCAAGACAACUUCCUGUCUAGAGGGAAGUCCCAGAGCCACGACAGCACAGACUCCGGCUACAGCGAGACCUCCAGCCCUGGGUCUGGACCAUACAACCCUGGGUCUGGCCUACACAACCACAACCCUGGGUCUGGACUACACAAUCCUGGGUCUGGACUACACAACCACAACCCUGGGUCUGGACCCCACAACUCUGGGUCUGGACCACACAACCCUGGGUCUGGACCACACAAAAACAACCCUGGGUCUGGACCACACAGCCCUGGGUCUGGACCACACAACCCUGGGUCUGGACCACAGAACCCUGGGUCUGGACCACACAAACCUGGGUCUGGACCACACAACCCUGGGUCUGGACCACACAACCAAAGCAUGGAGUCAGUGGCAGAGUCUAGUAUGGACCAGCAGGACACCUUCCACACACAGCCUGAUCAAACUAACACCACACACACACAUACACUCACACAGCCUUCACACACACCCACACAGCUAAACGCCGCACACACACCCACACAGCUAAACGCCACACACACACCCACACAGCUAAACGCCACACACACACCCACACAGCUAAACGCCGCACACACACCCACACAGCUAAACACCACACACACACCCACACAGCUAAACGCCACACACACACCCACACAGCUAAACGCCGCACACACACCCACACAGCUAAACGCCGCACACACACCCACACAGCUAAACGCCGCACACACACCCACACAGCUACACGCCACACCCACACAGCUAAACGCCACACCCACACAGCCUUCACACACACCCACACAGCUAAACGCCACACACACACCCACACAGCCAGAACUCACCGUGUCUCAGCCCAGGAGCACAGUUUCAGUCCAGGCCCAGCAGAGUCUUGAAGAGAGAAUCUCCAAGCUGAUCUCAGAGAACGAUGCAGUGGUGGAGGACAAACAUCUGAACACAGUCCGACCCAGGAAGACCCUCUUGUCCAAACAGGGCAGCAUCGACCUGCCAAUGCCCUACACCUACAAAGAUUCCUUCCACUUCGAUAUGAAGACCAGCAACAGGCCUCCUACAGCCAGCGCUGGGAUGGCCUGGCAGAGAGGGGAAUGGGGAGGAGGGUGGCCAGGUCUGUAUAGUUCGGUACCUACCCAGACCUCCACCAGCCUGGAGCAGGGGCAUCAUGCCCCCCUGACCCGCAGUAGCUCCCUGCCCCACUGUGUGGGCCUUCAGGGUACAGUCAGAGCCAGCUCGGCCUCUCCUCACAACCCCCAUCCUCACCAAAGAGACUGGCUAUACCUGGGCCGUAAGGGCAGCUCUGGACUACUUUACCCAGUAGGCUUUGCCACCAAGUCUGUUGACCGUCGCGCAUCAGGCCACCGCAUGCUGGUCAGACAGGCGGCCGUGGACAACCUCCCGACGGAGGGACCAUUGACGUUAGCAGCCGGCGACAAUGUCAUUCCCUGCGGUCUUGGCUCAGAUGGAGACGGAGGCGUGGAUGGAGAGCUGAGUAGAAAGAGUGGUAGGAAGAAGUCCCAGAAGUUUGCCUACAGUAAGUGGUACAAGUAUGGAGGAGGAGGAGGAGGGACGUUCACAAAGCUCUACAGCCCAGAGAAGGCAGCUGAUCCUGGUGUGUUGAAGGCUAAAAGGUCAUUAGCUGGUCUGGAGCCAGAGAGGGUCCUGGGGGUUCAGAGAGGCCCAGCAGUAAGCAGAGACCUGGUGACAUCACUGGUCUCAAGUAGUGCCACUGUGUGUCUUCCAUCCUGUCUCCAAGACAACCUUUCACCUGUCAAUCAUGUCCACUCAUAUCGAAUGCCCAGUCAUCUCCAUAACACACCCACUUCCUGUCUCACACCCAGUCAUCUCCAUACCACACACACUUCCUGUCUCACACAGAGUCAUCUCCAUACCACACCCACUUCCUGUCUCAAACCCAGUCAUCACCAUACCACACCCACUUCCUGUCUCUCACCUGGUCAUCUUCAUACCACACCCACUUCCUCUCUCAAACAUCCCCUCCAGAGAACCCAGUCAGUCUCAAAAGAAGCGUUUUCUAACAGGAAUGACUGUGUGUCUAUGACAGUGACCCACCAGGAGAAACACACCAACUGUGUGUCUCAACGAUGUGGAAGCCAUGUUCCCUCAGAGAGGAAGAAGCAGAAGAUUGAGAAUAACGUCUGUCUUCUGGAGGGAGGAGGCCUACACAGCAGCAGUAAACUGAACCAACUCUCAUCCUCAGUCAGAGGUGGGAUAGCCAAGCCCUCCUCCUCCUCUGAUUCAGCCAAGAUCAGUUUCCUCCCUAAAUACCAGUUGAGGCUUCCUACAGACUCAGGGCCUACGGGCCUCACCCAAACACAACCUAGAGGCCCUGUCAACGUUUCAUCAGUCACAGGCGUAGGACAGGGUCAGGGCAGGUUUGCUACACCUGUGACAGCUUUAGAUCAAAGCCAGUCUGCUACACCUGUGACAGCUCUCGAUCAAAGCCAGUCUGCUACACCUGUGACAGCUCUAGAUCAAAGCCAGUCUGCUACACCUGUGACAGCUCUCGAUCAAAGCCAGUCUGCUACACCUGUGAUAGCUCUAGAUCAAAGCCAGUCUGCUACACCUGUGACAGCUCUAGAUCAAAGCCACUCUGCUUCAGCUGUGACAGCUCUAGAUCAAAGCCAGUCUGCUACACCUGUGACAGCUCUAGAUCAAAGCCACUCUGCUUCAGCUGUGACAGCUCUAGAUCAAAGCCAGUCUGCUACACCUGUGACAGCUCUAGAUCAAAGCCAGUCUGCUACACCUGUGACAGCUCUAGAUCAAAGCCAGUCUGCUACACCUGUGACAGCUCUAAUUCAAAGCCGGUCUGCUUCAGCUGUGAGAACUCUAGAUCAAAGCCAGUCUGCUACACCUGUGACAGCUCUAGAUCAAAGCCAGUCUGCUACACCUGUGACAGCUCUAGUUCAAAGCCAGUCUGCUACACCUGUGACAGAUCUAGAUCAAAGCCAGUCUGCUACACCUGUGAGAACUCUAGAUCAAAGCCAGUCUGCUACACCUGUGAGAACUCUAGAUCAAAGCCAGUCUGCUACACCUGUGACAGCUCUAGAUCAAAGCCAGUCUGCUACACCUGUGACAGCUCUAGAUCAAAGCCAGUUUGCUACCAUCACAGCCACAGCGGUGAAGCAAUCUGCCACACCACCCACAGCCUUAGUACAGAGCAUGCCCUGGAAAACAUCAGUACAUGGUCAGUGCCCUACAGCCAACACCACUUCCACAACAACCCUUCACCCUGCUCUCACAGUAGCAGACCAUGUCAACCCUCUAACUUAUGUUACAACAGAGGUCAACCCUCCGUGUCAUACGAUAACAGCUUUAGCAUGCCAUACCAUACCGUUCACUAAAACACAGUCAUCACCAUACCAUACAUCAGCAGCAUACCCUGCUAUACCAUUCACUGUUAGUCACAGCAGCCAGUCAGAGGGUCAGAAAGUGUUCCACGUGAGGACAGCGGACCUCCACAUCUGUCUCCAGCUCAUCUCAGACGAACAGCUGGCGCUCAUACAGCCUCAGAUAGAACGACAGGAUAUGACAUCAGAGCCUCAGAUAGAGGAACAGGAUAUGACAUCAGAGACAGAGCCUUCUCAUGGUGGCGUCCAUGGAGCGAUGGGAGUAGCGGUGGAUCCAGUAGGAACCACAAUGAAAAAGGAAGUGCUCCAAACCAGCUCAUGUAUUCUACCUGACGCUGAAACACAGGGGGGGACAGUGAAGGAUGUAACACACAGGAGGACAGCAAAGCAUGUGACACAGGAAGUCACUGGAACUUUGGAUCCAGUAGAACCUUCUUCAUCACAACAUGAGAACAACAGAGGUUUCUCUGGCGAUAAGGAGUGGCAGCAUUCAGCAGCAGUAUGUUGUCAUGACCUGGACCAUCCCUCAACAGAUACCCUCUGUAGUCCUGGAACUCCUCUCACUCAGAAGGACAGAUCAGACAUGACGGAAGCUGCUCCUCUAACCAACACAGAGCAGCAACUGUCUCGUAAUGGCUAUGUUUCACUUGAACCACCUGACCCAGGACUAUCUUUCCAGAACCACCCAGACACCAACACCGUCCUAGAGACUACUGGACUAUCUUUCCAGAACCACCCAGACACCAACACCGUCCUAGAGACUACUGGACUAUCUUUCCAGAACCACCCAGACACCAACACCGUCCUAGAGACUACAGGACUAUCUUUCCAGAACCACCCAGACACCAACACCGUCCUAGAGACUACUGGACUAUAUUUCCAGAACCACCCAGACACCAACACCGUCCUAGAGACUACAGGACUAUCUUUCCAGAACCACCCAGACACCAACACCGUCCUAGAGACUACAGGACUAUCUUUCCAGAACCACCCAGACACCAACACCGUCCUAGAGACUACUGGACUAUCUUUCCAGAACCACCCAGACACCAACACCGUCCUAGAGACUACUGGACUAUCUUUCCAGAACCACCCAGACACCAACACCGUCCUAGAGACUACAGGACUAUCUUUCCAGAACCACCCAGACACCAACACCGUCCUAGAGACUACAGGACUAUCUUUCCAGAACCACCCAGACACCAACACCGUCCUAGAGACUACAGGACUAUCUUUCCAGAACCACCCAGACUCUGUCAACAUGCCUCCAGCUCUGCCUCACAACUGGGGUGCCCAGUCUAGAACUCUCCAGAACCAUCCAGACACCAACACGGUCACAAUGCUUCUUCAGAACCACAUAGACACUAGCAACGUGACUCCAGCUCUGCCUCACAACUGGGGUGCCCAGUCUAGAACUCUCCAGAACCACCCAGACACCAACACGGUCACAAUGCUUCUUCAGAACCACAUAGACACUAGCAAUGUGACUCCAGUCAGUCUAUCUCUGCCUCUAUUUCUCCUGCCGAGGACACCCGGUGGUGUAGCUUCUGCCUCUCUGGGAGGUGUGGAAUCAGCCAGGAGUCAGACACACAGAGGAGAAGAACAAGGCCUUCCUCUGCACCUCCUCCUUUCUUCAGACAGGACAGUCAGUGACGUAGUCAGCACCUCUCAUCAGGUCUGGUCUGAACAGGGCCUUGAUAUCACUGAGAACAGUGUUGUCAUCCUCCCUAGCAACGCUGUUUCGUCUCUCUACAAUCAUGUCUGGGACAGUCCUGGGGAACCCAACUCAGCUGGACCACUGGUCUGUACUGGGCUGCCAGCUGGAGAACCCAACUCAGCUGGACCACUGGUCUGUACUGGGCUGCCAGCUGGAGAACCCAACUCACCUGCAGUCAACCACAGCCUCACAGCAGGAACCAAGAAGAGCUGUGACAGAGGAAGAGAUGAGGUGGAGAAGAGAGGAGGAGAUGAGGAGGAGGAAGACUCCAGAAGAACGAGUCUGAAAGAUGAAGAGGUGUUAGAGGAGAGGGAAGAGGUGUUGGAAGAGAGUAAGGAGAAGGAGGAGAGUGAGGAGUGGGAGGAGAGGGUGGAGUGGGAUGAGAGGGAGGAGAGGGAAGAGGUGUUGGAAGAGAGUGAGGAGAAGGAGGAGAGUGAGGAGUGGGAGGACAGGGUGGAGAGGGAUGAGAGGGAGGAGAGGGAAGAGGUGUUGGAAGAGAGGGAGGAGAGAGAUGAGAGAGAAGAGAGGGAUAAGAGGGAGAAGAGGAAAGAGGUGUCAGAAGAGGGGUUGGAAGAGAGGGAGGAGAGAGAUGAGAGAGAAGAGAGGGAGGAGAGGGAAAAGAGGGAGGACAGGGAGGUGGACAGGGAGGUGUUCAAGGAGAGGGAGGAGAGAGAAGAGAGGGAAGAGGUGUUGGAAGAGAGAGAAGAGAGGGAGGAGAGCGAAGAGGUUUUGGAAGAGACGGAGGAGAGUGAGGAGACAACGGAAACACCUGGCAAUACCUCUGAUGGGUUUAGAGGAGAGGAUGAAGCAGAUUCCCGUCACAGCAUCUGGACAUCGCUGCCACUUUACAGUUAUCUAUAUCAGACGCCAACCAACGUGUCUCACAACCUUUCAAAGGACCCUCAGCAGCAGAUCAACUUACCUUCAGAAAAAGACCCGUCGUAUAACCAACAGACCAGCUCUUCAAAUGACCCUGACCCCACCACCCUGACCCCACCACGGACCAGCUCUUCAAAUGACCCUGAACCCACCACCCUGACCCCACCACGGACCAGCUCUUCAAAUGACCCUGACACCACCACCCUGACCCCACCACGGACCAGCUCUUCAAAUGACCCUGACCCCACCACCCUGACCCCACCACGGACCAGCUCUUCAAAUGACCCUGAACCCACCACCCUGACCCCACCACGGACCAGCUCUUCAAAUGAGCCUGACCCCACCACCCUGACCCCACCACGGACCAGCUCUUCAAAUGACCCUGAACCCACCACCCUGACCCCACCACGGACCAGCUCUUCAAAUGACCCUGACCCCACCACCCUGACCCCACCACGGACCAGCUCUUCAAAUGACCCUGACCCCACCACCCUGACCCCACCACGGACCAGCUCUUCAAAUGACCCUGACCCCACCACCCUGACCCCACCACGGACCAGCUCUUCAAAUGACCCUGACCCCACCACCCUGACCCCACCACGGACCAGCUCUUCAAAUGACCCUGACCCCACCACCCUGACCCCACCACGGACCAGCUCUUCAAAUGACCUUGACCCCAACACCCUGACCCCACCACGGACCAGCACUUCAAAUGAGCCUGAACCCACUGUAUGCCAUAGCACCCCAGUCUUUAGUGAUACCAGCAGGGCAGGACAGACACACCCCUUCCCUACAUCACAGUGUGUGAGCAGGUUUAGGGCCCCUACAACAGAGUGUGUGAGCAGGUUUAGGGCCCCUACAGUAGACUGUGUGAGCAGGGUUGGGGGAGUGCAGAGUAGUAGCCUGGAGGACCAAGAGGACAGUAGCAGUAGUGAUGAUGAAGGGAAACUGAUUAUUGAGCUUUAGACAGGAGUUAGAUUUUCUACAUAGGAAUACAGACAGACUGGAAGAGGGGAGAAGGGAAGGAGGAGAGAAGGGGUGGAGGGAGGAGAGGGAGGACAGGAGAGGAGGGAGGGAGGGAGGAGAGAAGGGGAGGGUAGAGGGUGAAGGGAGGGGAGGGUAGAGGGUGAAGGGAGGAGAGGAAUGGAGGAGGCUGGAAGAGGGGUGGAGGAGAGAAGG
Molecule: messenger RNA, 9656 nt
Organism: Oncorhynchus masou masou (cherry salmon)
Lineage: Eukaryota; Metazoa; Chordata; Actinopteri; Salmoniformes; Salmonidae
Gene: znf831
Product: zinc finger protein 831
Exons: 4
Coding region: 1314-9443 (2709 amino acids)
Source: RefSeq, a predicted model, not a curated record